AUGGCGGGGAGAGUGAGCUCUGUCCCCUGCCAGGCCUCGGGGCACAGUGGAGGUGGGAGGACGGUGCGAGCGCAGCAUGACGGGGGAUCCCGAGGGCAGACCCCAGAGCUGGGAGCACCCACCACCCUGCUGCCCUCUGUCCCCCAAAGGAGUCCUGGAGAGGAGCGGGAGGGCCCCGUGGAAGGCAGAGAGACGCGUCUGAGAGUGGUGUUAAGGGUCCGGCCACUGACCUGCACGGAGACGCGGAGAGGUGACCAGCAAGUUGUACACAGCCUCGGUGACGGUGCCGUCCACGUAAGCGCGGCCAGGCACGAUGCCACCUUCGGCUUCAGCGCCGUGUUCGACGCCGGUGCCUCGCAGGAGGCUGUGUUCGAGGGCAGCGGGAUGAGGCAGCUGGUGGAGCUGGCAAUAGACGGCUUCUCCUGCACAGUAUUUGCCUUCGGGCAGACCGGCUCGGGGAAAACCUACACCCUGAUGGGACCCCUCGCCCAGCCGGCUUCCCCGGCCCUGCUGGGGCUGAUGCAGAGGUCCUUCACCUGCCUCCUGGAUCAGAGCCGCAGCCGUGGUUCUGACCUGGCUCUCAGCGCUUCCUACCUGGAGAUCUACAACGAACAGGUAAAUGCCUGCCCAGCCCCGGCUCCGGCCCUGGUGGCACCCCCGCUCCCCCGGUGCCUUCCAUCUCCUCAGAUCCGGGACCUGCUGAGCCCGGGGCCACCGUGCGCCCUGCCCCUGCGCUGGAGCAAAACCCGCGGCUUCUACGUGGAGAACCAGCUCAAUGUGGAAUUCGAGAGCCUGGACGCCAUCGUCAGCCUGCUCCUGCAAGGAUCCCAGAGGCGCCGGACCUCGGCACAUGCCCUCAACAGGCACUCGAGCCGCAGCCACGCUCUUCUGACCAUCCACAUCCGCAGCCGAGCCCCGGGAAUCCUCAAGCAGGGCACGCUGUGCUUCGUGGACCUGGCUGGCAGCGAGCGAGUGAAGGAGACCGGGUCCAGCGGGGAGCUCUCCGUGGAGGCAAACAGCAUCAACCGCAGCCUCCUGGCGCUGGGACACUGCAUCUCCCUGCUGGCCAAGCCCCGAGGGAAGCGAACGCACAUCCCCUACCGGGACAGCAAGCUCACCCGGCUGCUGGCUCGCUCCCUGGGCGGCUCGGGCAUCACCCUGAUGGUCGCCUGCAUCUCCCCGUCCUCACGCUGCCUCUCAGAGACUCUGAGCACGCUGCACUACGCCAGCCGUGCACGGAGGGUCACCACCAGACCCCUGGCCAACAGGGUGUCCCGGGAGAAGCUGCUACAAACCUUGGAGCAAGAAAUCCAUGCCCUGCAGCUGGAAAACCUCUCCCUGCGCCAGCAGCUGUGCCUGCCCAGAGUGCCUUUGAGGAGCAGGGAGGUCACAGGGAACACUCCAAAAGCAUGGGCGGGCUCGGGAGACAGGUACGGCCCUGCAGGGCAGCUCCCACCAGAGGGAACCCCAGCCUGGCCCAGCCUCUACGGUCUCCUGCGGGACUUUGUGGUGGAGAACGAGCAGAUGAGGCAGCCCCAUCUGUCCCCAGAGCUCAGUGGUGACAUCCCAGCUGGCGCAUCCCACAGAGUCAGCCGCAGCUGCUGUGACAGCCAGCCCCUGCUCCGGAGUGCCCGCACCCUCCAUGUCCCCCCCAGGCACUUGGUGAGGCACCGGCGGCCCGACACGACACCCAGCUCUGUCCCCCGGCUGCCGGUGCUGCCAGAGCCCCCCAUGCCACAGCCAGUCCCCCCCAAGGGAAGUGCUGGUCUUCUGUCACCUGGACAGGAGGACACAGCUCUGCCUGGCUCCCAUCAGCCCCAAGGGCACCCCCAGCCCCACCAGAGGAAGCGGAGCCAUGGCAGGAGCAGGAGCUUGUCCCAGCAGCACCCACUGCACCGGGAGCUGCCAGGCCCUGAGCGCGUUCCCAGCCCUGAGGGAAGGGUCAUCCCUUCAGCCCCACCGUGGCCAGGAUUGCCAGAGCCCAGAGCCGCCGGCACCGUCCCUCUCCUCCAGUGGGAAGAGGCAUUGGACUGGCUGGCAGAGCAGAUCUGA
This is a messenger RNA of Pseudopodoces humilis (Tibetan ground-tit), 2052 nucleotides long. The record is from RefSeq and is a predicted model, not a curated record. Lineage: Eukaryota; Metazoa; Chordata; Aves; Passeriformes; Paridae.